Messenger RNA from Aethina tumida (small hive beetle), 1650 nucleotides. Its product is annotated as sodium channel protein Nach-like. Bases 1 to 1650 code for a protein of 549 amino acids. Gene Ontology annotation, molecular function: ligand-gated sodium channel activity. The transcript is spliced from 9 exons. Gene Ontology annotation, biological process: sodium ion transmembrane transport. Lineage: Eukaryota; Metazoa; Arthropoda; Insecta; Coleoptera; Nitidulidae. Gene Ontology annotation, cellular component: membrane. The record is from RefSeq and is a predicted model, not a curated record.
AUGACUACGAGGUUAAGGUCGAGAAAAAGGGGCCGAAAGCCCCACAAAAAUAAAAAAACCAACAUUGCAACUUACAAAUUAAUGCAAACAAGUUGGAGUGUGCAAUCGAAACAGUUCUUCGAACACUCAACUCUUCAUGGUGUCAGAUACAUUGCGGAAGAUGGACGACCCGUCUUUGAGAAGUUAAUGUGGUUUGCUUGUGUGACAGUGGGAGCAGUCGCAACGGUUGUCAUAAUCAUGAGCCUGUGGGAGAAGUUCCAGACUAAUCCGACCAUCACGGGUUUGGACACCGACUUCCACAACUGGAAGGUGCCGUUUCCGGCUAUCACGAUUUGUCAGCAAGUUCCCGGCAGUCGGGAGAGAAUCCAGGAGUUUCUGAACGAUUGCAGGAACUAUGCAGACGACCCGGACAUAAGUAACAGUUCUGAAGUGGUGACUUAUCUGCAGCAACUUUCCAAACUUUCAUUGAACACAAUCCAGGAGUUUGUUAAGAUAAAUCAGCACUUUCAGUUCGUUGAUAAAGAAGCGAACCUACGAAAUCUGGUAUUUAAGCUCAUGAAUAAAUGCGAGGACGUGUUUGAUGGUUGCAUUUGGAAAUCGUACGACUAUAAUUGCUGUGAUGGAUUCUUUCCCGUGUUCACAGAGAGCGGUUUCUGUUACACGUUCAAUUCGCGACAUUACGAAAGGGAAAUUCCAGGAGUUAAAAAGCAGUUGCCGCCAUUCGAGCAAAAAUACAUCAAAGAAACCGACCUGAAAUGGUCCCUGAAGUUUAAAGUCAAAGGAAACGACACAAUGCCGAUAUACAUUCUGAAUUCAGACGAGAUGGCGGGUAUCGACGUACAACCGCAGCAUGUGUGGGAAUACAAAGUCAACAUAAUUUCGUUUUCGGUGAAACAAACUUACACGACGGAGGACACACGCCAGUUGAGCGUCAAACAAAGACAUUGCGCCUUUGAUCGUGAAAUACCGCUGCAGUUCGACGAAGGUUACACCUACACGACCUGCACCAUCCAAUGUAGGAUAAACCAGGCUUGGAAGCUUUGCGGUUGUAUCCCGCACUUUUACCCGCCCGGUGGCGGCUACAGACAAUGCAGGAUCGAAGAAUUGAAAUGCAUCGCCGAAAAUAUCGACGCCAUAAAGAUGGUUGAUAAGUGCGGAUGUGUGUUGGGGUGUUUGAAUACCGUUUACGAGGUCGAGAAGUUAAAUGAAGUCACAGAGAAUGAGGAUAAUCAAGCUCUGGAGGCGGAAUUUGUGUCUUGGCCGAUGUUGAGGUACAAGAGGGAGGUUUUGUUUGGUUGGGUCGAUUUGUUGGUAUCUUUUGGAGGAAUAGCUGGUUUGUUCCUUGGAUUUAGCUUGCUUUCUGGUGUAGAAAUCAUCUAUUACUUCACAAUUAGAGCUUGCUGCAUGGUGGUAAGAGAUAAGGAAGAACUGGAGGCGAUACAAAGGGAAGAGGAUUCCAAGCCUCCAACCGAAUACGAUUUGGGUUUGACGCCUUAUUUUAUAUCGGAUCCUUUACCAGGAAAUGGAAUUAACGAGAUUAUCAAAAAUUUUAAAGGAGAAACUCAGAUUGGUCAAAUUGUUCACGUGAAAGGAAAACAGAAACUGGAUGAAAGUAUUGUUCCUCCUUUUGGUAUAGAGUAUUUAAAUUAA